Molecule: messenger RNA, 1356 nt
Organism: Arabidopsis arenosa
Lineage: Eukaryota; Viridiplantae; Streptophyta; Magnoliopsida; Brassicales; Brassicaceae
Source: the annotation of a GenBank genome assembly
CUCUAAUUUGUCUCUCUCUCUCUCUCUCUCAUUUCGACAAUUCCAAAUGGCGAAGAAGAAGCAAUCUCAGGCUUUGGUUACUCGAUCUACGGCGAAGAAACCGUCAGAAGUUGCAUCAACUUCGAAGAAACCGUUGUUAAUUCCAUCUCCGGUGAAGAAGCCGUCGGGAGUCACAUCUCCGGUGAAGAAGCCGUCGGGAGUCACAUCUCCGGCGAAGAAGUCGUUGGAAGUCGCAUCUCCGGCGAAGAAGCCGUUGGAAGAAACAUCAACAACGACGAAGAAGAAGCAACCCGAACCUGUUAAAAAUCCACUGCCGGAAUCUUCUAGCGAAGAAGAAGAUUCUUCAUCUGAUGAGGAAGAAGAACCAUCCAAAGAUUCCGGUAAGGAAAAUCCAGAAACUGCUGUUGUCACCAAUCAAAGUUCAGUUUCAGAGUCGGAAUCGGAGACUGAGAGUGAGUCUGAGACUGAAACUGAGCCAACUGCCAAAACGCCGACUCCUGCUGCUGCUCCAGCUUCUCUGAAUAAGAAGAGACAAAGUGAAGGAGAACCAAGAAGGAGAGUGAAUGUGUCUAAACGAGCCAAGACGGAGAGUGAGACAGAGACGGCGAAGAAGCAACUGUUUCAGAGACUCUGGAGUGAAGAAGACGAGAUCGUGUUUCUUCAAGGAAUGAUUGACUUCAGCAGAGACACGGGUAAGAGUGUUUCAGAUGACAUGAAUGGGUUUUUCGAAAAGCUUAAGGAUUCAAUUAGUUUUGACGUGAAGGGUGUGAAUCAGUUCCUUAACAAAAUCCGGUCUUUGAAGAAUAAGUAUGUGGUGAAAAAGAAAAGUGGUGACUUUACCAAAGAUCAUGAUAAGAAAUGCUUCGAAUUGGCUAAGAUGAUUUGGGGAAGUGAUGUUAAUGCUACUCUUGUGAAGUCAAAGAAGAAGAUCAAGGUUGAUGACUCUUUGAAGGUUGAUGUUGUGAAUGUAGAAUGUGAUUGGUUCGUGAUGUCGUUUCUUGUUGGUGCGUUUAAGAAUUUGGGUGCAUGGAUUGAUGAAGAGACUUUGAAAGAGAAAUGGAGGUUGGUACCGGUGAAGACGAGGAAGAGGAUAGAAGAAAAGAUUAAGUCCGUACAAGCUAAUGAGUUCAAAUUGGUGUUGCAAAAGCUUGACGUUAUGCAUGAGGUGAGCUCUCUUUUGGCUAAAUCUGAUUAGUCUUUAUCUAUUUAGAGAUGCAUUUGGCUUUUGUUUUGGUUUUGUGUUUGGAACCCUUAUGACUUUCUGGUUUAUGUUCUUUUGGAUUUUGUUGUAACGGCUAAUUAGUAUCAAAUGCAUUUUUUUUGGGUCUUAAGUAACAACAAACAAUCUGAUGGCUA